CAACGGUAAGCGAGGGAAGCAAGACAUAUGAUGCUGCAGAUCAGUCGACAAAUUGGGCGGUGUUCGGAAAGCGGCAAUCCGUGUCCCGCAGUGAUCACCGCACAUCUCACGCCCACAACAGUAUUACAGUUUUCAUUAUUGUUUACCGACGCCAUUAAGAGAAAUAACAUGGUCAUUAUUCAUUUAUUCGAGUGAGAGAAAGGCUGAAGGACGCUCGCCAGUGCUCGAGUACCCGAGACCCGGAACUCAACCCUUCAGGCGGUCGUCGUCGGAAAAGACCAAGCUCAAGUGCCACUCCAGGGGCCCCUCUCGACGAUGACGACGAUGGACCUGAUGUCGAGUGACGCGCCCCUCAAGAUGCUCUCCAUGACAACGGGCGGCCUCAGCAAAGAAACCACGACCCUGCUUGAGGAGCGGACACCCACCACUCCCGAAGGACUCUGGAGAGCGUUCCUGCAAGGGUCUCACCACGCCCCCGCGCCCACCACGCCCAGAAUGGACAUCAUAGAUCGACCAGGUUCACCAGAGUCCCCAGGAGGAAGAGGGAGGAUAUCCCCAGGAGGGGGGAUUAACACUAGGGCUUCCCCGUCGCCUCCCCCGUCGAUGACUGCAGUGUGUGAAGCGCAUGCUGUUGAUUGCCUUCAUUAUGCUGUUCCCACGCUGCCGUUAUCUUGUUAUCUCCUGUUGCUUCUGUUUCCUCUGUUGCACACGUGUCGUUACUGCUUAUCGGAUGCUCGUUUUGUCAGCCCGUAUGACACCAUCAUUACUCGUAACCUCCUUGAUGGCAACACUGCAUCUCCCGGUUGA
Molecule: messenger RNA, 807 nt
Organism: Penaeus monodon (black tiger shrimp)
Lineage: Eukaryota; Metazoa; Arthropoda; Malacostraca; Decapoda; Penaeidae
Exons: 4
Coding region: 316-807 (163 amino acids)
Source: RefSeq, a predicted model, not a curated record